Brachypodium distachyon (stiff brome) is the source of this 1782-nucleotide messenger RNA. RefSeq names its product DNA repair protein recA homolog 2, mitochondrial. The record is from RefSeq and is a predicted model, not a curated record. Gene Ontology annotation, biological process: DNA repair. Bases 40 to 1410 code for a protein of 456 amino acids. Lineage: Eukaryota; Viridiplantae; Streptophyta; Magnoliopsida; Poales; Poaceae. Gene Ontology annotation, molecular function: ATP binding; single-stranded DNA binding; ATP-dependent DNA damage sensor activity. The transcript is spliced from 7 exons.
CAGACCAUUUACCAGGCCUAGGUCAGACAGACUUGAAACAUGAACCGCGUCGCUUGUCUUCGUCUUCGAGCGAGCGCCGCCACCCCUCCCUUCCCAUCCCGCUGCCGAGCAGCGCCCCAGCCCCCUCGCUCCGUCUCUCGUCUUCCUCCUCGUGCGAGCGCCUCCACCACCGAAGGUAUCUAUCUCUCCUCGUUUCUCUCGCUCCCGUCACCCCACGAACAGAUCCAGCCCUUUAGCUCCCCGUUCCAUCUCCUUAAUAUUCGCCAAUUCGUAACUGAGGCAAAAAUCAAGGUAGGGCGGUCGCCCUACCUUGCCCUACCGGGUCCUCCGCCCUUGUCACAAGGCUGUUUCAUGUCAACCACAGUUGAUCUGCAGCUAGACUAUGAAAGAGAUCCCCCAAUCGAUGAUGCAAAAUCUCUGGAGAAAGAGUCGACGCUAAAUGUUGCCGUCUCUCAACUUGCAAGUGAUUUCGAUAGAGAGUCUAAUUUAUGUUUGGAGCGGUUCUCUCGGACAAGGCGUGCAUCUGUCAUUCCUACCGGUUCUCUUAAGCUUGACCUCGCUCUCGGCAUUGGAGGAUUACCAAAGGGUAGAAUGGUUGAAAUAUUUGGGAAAGAGUCAUCUGGGAAGACAACACUUGCACUUCAUGUCAUCAAGGAAGCCCAAAAGAGUGGAGGUUGUUGCGCUUAUAUUGAUGCAGAAAAUGCUUUCGACCCUUCAUUUGCAGAAGCCAUUGGCGUGGACACUGAAAAACUCCUAAUAGCUCAACCUGAUUCCGCUGAGAACUCUUUAAGCAUAGUGAACACUCUUGUUGGUGGAUCUAUUGAUGUUGUUGUUGUGGAUAGUGUAGCAGCACUUAUUCCCAAAUGUGAGCUUGAAGGCGAAAUACACACGAACUAUGGAGAAACGCAAUCCCGUUUAAUGACUCGAGCACUUCGAAAAAUUCAAUACACAUUAAGUCGGUCGGAAACACUUAUUAUCUUUGUGAAUCAGGUCAGAACAAGGCGGAGCUCAAAAGAAAUUUCUGGGCUCUACAAGGAGGUGGCCUGUGGUGGCAAUGCAUUAGGGUUCUAUGCAGCAAUCAGAGUGAGGACUUCGAGAAAGGAACUGCGCUACACUGAUGACCAGGCUACUGGCAUUGGCAUAUCAGUGCAAAUCAUCAAGAACAAAUUAGCUCCAGCAGUUCUGAAGGAAGCUGGCAUCGACAUUACGUUUGGGAAGGGAAUCGCCUACGAAUCUGAGAUUCUGGAAAUGGCUUCUUCUCAUGGAGUUAUUGUGAAGGAAGGGUGUGGGUAUUGGAUCAAUGGUGAGUUCUUGACAGACAAGGCAGCAGCUGAGAAAUUCCUACUUGAAAAUGUUACUGUGGCAGAUGACAUCUGCGGUACCAUGAGAAGCCAAUUAUUUGAAAGAUGACAAAGGAACGCCAUAGGAAAUUGGUUCUCUAAAAAAAAAUCUCCUCACCAAAUCGACAGAAAGUAAAUAUUGAAAUUUGGAGAAAAACUGUGUGUACAGUUAGGGCACCAUUUAAGUAGCUAAUUUGUCAUUUAUGUGGUCUAGUGCCGAUAAGGGGUUGGGUUGAUUGCCAUCAUCAGGCAGAGAUAUAUAAUGUGAUGCCAGAAGGUGUGGAUUUCUGCCCUCUGGAUGUAUGCUCUAGCUUCAGUAGUUGUUGUAUCAAAUGUACUUCUGUAUUUCUUGUGUAAGUUCUAGGGACUUCUCUGUAAACAAUUUUUUUGUGAAAGUAACUUAUACAUCGUUAAUGGAUCCCUCAAGCAUUGGAACUUUUGA